AUGUUAUCCAAUUGGAAAUGCAGACAGACCAUCACGGCUGCAACAAUGGACUGCUACAAGUCUAGCAUAAUCUCUGACGAAACACUUGUUCUGGGCAGAAACAAAGGGUUUGUUGAAGUGUACAAAAUAGGCGCAAGCCUGAAGAAGAAAAUUGAGUUCAAAAGCCACUCCCCCUGCUUCGACUAUCUGAGAAGCACAGAAAUCGCAGAGUCUGUGGAUAAUAUCAGCGUGCUGCCUUCUGGAACAAAAGAAAUUCUUGUUCUUAGCGGAAACCAGAAGAACGUCAAGCUGUGGAAUGUCCAUCCAUCAUAUAUUAAUACAGAAAACCCCCCACACAUUGUGGAGUGCUGCACAGACUCGUCUUUUUCCUGCGACACGAUAGAGGAAGCUUCCAAUGAUGGACGCAGCCCAUCCGAUAGAAUGAAAAACAUCUUUUUGGGAAAGACGGAGCGGAAGGCGCGCGUCAAGCUAGAGAAAGACUACACGCCUGAAAAUGUCUACAACAUACACAGUCUUUCUGUCUCGCCAUCUGGAGAAACCAUUCUCAUGGCAGACGAGCUCUCAAUUACGCUGAUGAGCGCAAAGCUUGAGAGCCCGCAGACUGUUCUCAAUCUGAAGCCCACAAAAAAUGAAGAGCUGUCCAAGGUGAUUACCACUGCCCGCUUUGUAGAGAAGUCAAACAACAUGUUUAUAUACGGAACUGCAGGCGGCGCCAUGUUUUUGCAUGACCUUCGGGACUGCUCUCGUGGAGGAAGUGUACUAACUGUGAAUCCGCAGAAGCGCGCAGACUUCUAUAAUGAGGUUGUGCAGCCCAUUGCAGACAUCCAGCUGGUCUCUGAUAACAUCAUUGCGUCCCGGGACCUGCAGUACAUCGUUACCACAGACAUCCGAUCCCCAGGAAGUGCUCUCAUGGAGUACGAUGUAUAUCCUCUUGUUCGCAAAAACAUUAGCGACCUGUAUGACUCAGAUGAGAUAUUCUCUAAAUUUAAAAUGGCUGUAUCUGGCGAUAAAAUCUAUACUGGAUCCUUUAACACAGUUCUUACAGAGGUAGAUACAAAGACAAACACAACAAACCGGGUCUUCCUCGAAGAAGAUCUAGAGUCAGCCACUCGAAUUAUAGAAGACAAAAAAAUCACCUGCAUCUCACUGAAAAAUGACUGCAUGAUAACUGCUCAUGGAAAUCAGUGCUAUAUAUUUAGAUCUACUGUAUAA
Messenger RNA from Nematocida ausubeli, 1212 nucleotides. RefSeq lists its product as uncharacterized. NCBI's taxonomy places the organism in Eukaryota, Fungi, Microsporidia. Gene Ontology annotation, molecular function: protein phosphatase regulator activity; protein binding. The transcript has a single exon. Gene Ontology annotation, cellular component: cytosol; protein phosphatase type 2A complex. Gene Ontology annotation, biological process: peptidyl-serine dephosphorylation. Bases 1 to 1212 code for a protein of 403 amino acids. The record is from RefSeq and is a predicted model, not a curated record.